GAGAGAGAGACAGACAGAAAGUGAGAGCUAGGCAGCGCUCUGGAAGCCUAGCCGGUCAUUGCUAUGAUAUUCUGACUGCCCCAGCGGCUGAGAGAGGGGGCGCGUGACACAAAGAAAGAGAGAGAAAGAGAGAGAGAGAGAGAGAGAGAGAGAGAGAGAGAGAGAGAGAGAAGGAUAGAAGACUAGAAGCCUCUUUCCAUUCUAUGAAAAACAAGUUCCCAAAUAGAGCAUCAACAGCAAAGUGCGGAGUGGAGGGAGUGUCUCGUCUCUUCAGGGGGAGGUGCUCACUAACAUGAAGAAGAAAACAGUCCAGAGGAGCUACUACUAGUGGAAGAUCUUUAAGAGGAGCUACUACUAGUGGAAGAUCUUUAAGAGGGGAGAAGAAGACCAAUAGUGUCUAUUCAGACACAAUUCAAACCAAUAGUGUCUAUUGACUCUACUCAGACUAAAGGAGAAAGCCAAAAACUUUGUUGUUGAGGAUGUCUUGGUUGUCGCCCAUGUCCUGGGCCAAGUGGACGUGGACAGCAGUCCGGGGAGCAGAGGAGGGAGAGGAGGUGGAGGGCCAGGAGGUGAAGGAGGAAGAUGGACUGCUGCCUUGUGGAGGGCAGCGAGAGGAGGAGGAAGAAGAGAGAUCUCAAGGCUGCAGUUCAGACUCAGAGGGCCACUUUGAAACCCCAGAGGCUCAGAGCCCUGUCCAUGCUCCACUCCAAGUCCCAGAAGAGCUGGAGACCUUCACCACUGACAGAGCAGAUGCCCUGGAGGAGGAGGAUGAACAGCUGAUAGUGUCUGGCCCAGCCAGAGAUCCAGCUCCUAGCCUCCUAUUUAACCAGAACAUGGGUCAGGCCAAGCCCCCCUUGGUUCCUGAGGAGGAGGCACCUGUGGAUUCUAAGGAGGGGCCACAAACACUGCCCAACACCACAGACACUGCAGAGGUUCAACCCGCAAUAGCAGGCCCAUCAGCCCAGACCAAUGGAGCAGCAAAGGCCACUGCUUCUCUAGACUUAGGUCUACCUGAGGAGGAUAGACCACUGGCUACUUCACUAGACUUAGGCCUACAUGAGGAGGAUAGACCACUGGCUACUUCUCUAGAUUUAGGCCAAACUGAUGAGGAUAGACCACUGGAUACUUCUCUAGACUUAGGCCUACCUGAGGAGGAGAGGCCACUUGCUACUUCUCUAGACUUAGGCCUACCUGAGGAGGAUAGACCACUGGCUACUUCUCUGGACUUAGACCUAACUACGGAGGCUAGCAUACCUAAGACACAUUGUAAUGGACACCCCAUAGAGACCAUCCCUGAACCUCAGGCCAAACCCACUAAAACCACACCCCCUUCCCUGAAGAUAAAGGGAGCUUUUUCCAGGGCUAGUGCACAGAGGGAUGGGGACAGUGAUAUCACCCUAGUCCCUAAGGCUAGUUGCAACUUCAACCCGGACCAAUUCGACGGCAGCUUCAAUCAGUUCGCCAGCGGCGGCUCCAAGAUUCAGAACUCCCCGCCAGCCGAUGCCCUGCCCACAAUGGACUCCCUGCCCACACUGGGGUCGUUACCUGUAUGCAGCUCUUCUCCACCGCUUUGUGGGACUAGUUCCUCACCUAAAAUGGAUGUUGAGGAGGUCAAAGAUUCAGCGUCGGAGGCAUCAGAGGAGCCCAAGCCUGUGGAGAUAGAGUUUGGGUUAGACGAGGCAGGCAAGGUAAAAAAAACACUGCCCAGGAGGAUGGGUAAAACGCCUGGCAGCAAGCUCGCCGUCAAGAAACCAAGGGCAAAAGCAACGACAACAGAACCUGCCCCGACGCCGGCACCCGAACCAGUAAUAGCUCACCCGGUAGUAGAGCCGGUUUCAGAAGCGACUUCCGAACCACUUUCCAUGCCAGGUCCCUCCUUAAGUUUGGACGACGUUCCUAUUCCCAAGUCCACUUAUAAAUUUGACCCCAACGAGUGUGAUGACCCUAAUUUAAUCCCCUUUUGGGGUGGUGGUGUCAAAAUAAGUAGUUACCCGGUUUUGCCCAAAGGAUCCUACAGCUUUGAUCCUCACAACUUUGACAACUAUGUGGACCCCUUUAAGCGAUCUACAGCCCUUGGCUGCGAGAACUCAACCUCCCGGGAUACCCCACUUCCUCCGCCAGCAGAGGAAGCAGUGAAACCAAAGCUGGAGCGGCCCCUGGAUGAGGGGAAGAGAAUGUGUCAGACUCCAAAGAAAAGCAAGGACAGGAUCAUCACGAAUUUGUGUAAGGUCAAGAACUAUGAAAACCAGUCCCUGGUCCUGAAUGUCUGCAAUCAGGAAGAGGAUGUGGUUGUGUCACAGGUCCAAGAAAUGCCCCGCCGCGUUCGCCAUGCCACCGAUGAGGAAAAGCUGGCUUGUAGUGAAAUCAUGGGCCAGAAAAGCAAGGAGGAGGCCGGGGUGGAGGUGGAGGAGGAAGAAGACUCAGUGUGUGCCAAAGGCCCAGCUAAAGGCCCAACCAAAGGCCUGGCCAUCACAGACAAUGUCAAAAGCCAGGCAAUGCUGGAUGGGCCACAGGCGAGGAUAACACACAAUAUGAAGGAAAAUGACAUUUGCAUUUCAAGUGAAGAGCUGUCAAUCACCCCAAGGCCAAAGUUGAUUGGCUGCAAGGGACACGAAGACAAAGGUAGUCCCUCCUCCAUGGAUACCAUAUCGCUAAAUGAGAUGGACAAAGCAGCGGUGCUCACCUUGAUCAGAGAGGAGAUAAUCACUAAAGAGAUAGAGGCCAACGAGUGGAAGAGAAAGUAUGAAGACAGUCAUAUGGAGGUGUUAGAGAUGAGGAAAAUAGUGGUGGAGUACGAGAAAACAGUUGCACAGAUGAUUGAGGAUGAGCAGCACAAGAGGAGUGUCCUGGGCUCCCAGAAGAGUGUCCAGCAGGUGACUCUGGAGCGGGACCAGGCCCUGGCCGACCUCAACUCUGUGGAGCGCUCACUCUCGGACCUCUUUAGACGUUACGAGAACAUGAAGACCAUCCUGGAAGGCUUUAAGAAGAAUGAAGAGGUGCUGAAGAAGUGUGCCCAAGAGUAUCUGGUCCGCGUCAGACAGGAGGAGCAGAGAUACCACACACUCAAGAUCCACGCUGAGGAAAAACUAGUCAAGGCUAAUGAAGACAUAGCCCAGGUGCGCUCCAAGGCCGACUCAGAGAGUGUGGCUCUUCAUGCCAGCCUGAGGAAAGAGCAGAUGAAGGUGGACUCCUUGGAGAGAGCCCUCCACCAUAAGAAUCAAGAAAUCGAGGAGCUCACAAAGAUCUGUGACGAACUAAUAGCGAAGCUCGGGACAUCAGACUGAUCAGACCUGAAAUCAUAAACGUUGGAGUUGUUGGAUGUACUGUUCCACCAACUUCUCUCCUCUCUGCCUUUCCAUUGCAGCCAAGGCCUAACCAUCCCCACUACAGCUAGCUGGUAAAUUACUGUACACACUUCUAUACAAUCUGAACCCGUCUCUGCUUUUAUUACUCAAACACAUAGCGAGUGACUGCAGUAGUCACCCCUAUUGUUUCAGAUUGGAACAAAUUAACAGCGAAACAGCAAUAAGUGUGUGUAUAUAUAUAUAUAUAUAACAAUUUUCACUCAUUGCUGUUAAUCUUUUAUUAUAACCGAUUAAGUAUUGAUGUGGCAAUUUGUCAUGUUCAAUGUGCAACUUUGAUGCGCAUGUAGGGCCAAAUCUUAACUUUUGGAUAAAUUUGGUUAAGGACCUUUCUGUUGAUUUCUACUUAUUGUAAGUGAAACUAUGGGAAGGAACUAGUAGCUAGUAACCUGUUGUGUUGCGUACUGUGUGUACGGUGUGUUUGUAAAGUGUGUGCCCCAUCAUGGAUUAUCAGUGUUGUCAGAAGAGACAGAGACGUGUGUUCCAGAUAGGGUGUGAGGGAAAUUCUUUUGAUACAAAAAGAGAUCCACCAACGGUAUUUACUUAGGUUCAACAGGUUUACACUUUACACAAUCAUCCUGCUGCUAUUCUAGUUUGUUGUUGUUGUUGAUUAUAUUACAUUUCUGUCUCAUCUCGUUUGUUCUUCUGUUGUUUUGUAUGUUUGUUUGUUCCCAUUCUUUAGGUAGGGCAAUGCUUUUAGGGGUAUGCUAGUAUAAAUCACAUAUUUGUUUUUGAUCAUGGGACAAUAUAUAGACAAUAUUUAGGCCUCAAUCAAUUUUUCUUGUGUUUUACCGCUUAGCCCAUGUAGCCUAUAACUAAAGAGUACUAUUCUCUGACCUCAUCAUAGCACAUAGUAUUACACGAACAGCUUAACAAAUCUAUCAGUGGAGUAAUGACAUACUCUGUUAUCAUUUUAGUUUCACUCUCUUUAAGAAUGGGUUGAAACUGCCAUGUUGUUUUUUCUUCUUUAUUUUAGCUAGACACAGCGUAGGGAGAUGUGGUUACAUUGAUUGGCUCUCUGCAGCGCAGCCACAGUUAAGUUUUUCUCUUGGCCUUGGGAAAACAAGACAAAUGUUUUCCAUCAUCACCAUAAUACUUGGGUUGCCAAAUGUUCCCCCUCAAAACCUAUCACUGUGAUAGUGUUCCAGGCUCAAUACCAGUCAUUAUUAGAGAUUAUGAUGGAUCUGUAAACUGUUUCAAUGCAGGUGUGGAUGCUUGUUUAGAUAUAUGUUCUCAGAGCUAUCAAAAAGCUAACUGGUUACCCAGCAUAACAACUGUUUGCCUAAUGUUAUAACAAUAUAUAGGGCCAGUUCCAAACUACCCUUUAGGACUACAAGGACCUAUAUAGUAUGUGGACAUGGAAGUUGGAGAAGCCCAGAUGAGGUCCUACCUGGGUCAUCGUUUGGGAGUCUUUGCCUUAUCGUACCUAUUUCAUGGAUCAACAUCAUCAUCAUCAUCAUCAGUACAGUACAAUCCACUGCCAAAUGUUAUUAUUUUGCCAAAUCAAAGGCUGUUUAAAGCUGCUUUUAAAUGUCUAUAGCUGCCUUAAUGUGUACAUUUUAUAUUGUAUGAAAAUAAUAGAAUUUUAUUUUAAUGGCAGUAUUUGUAGAGGACAGAGUAACAGAAAAGUGAUUUAUUAUAGUUUCUGAUAUACUGUAUAUUGUGUGUAGAAGUUGUGUGCAUUCCCUGAAUAAAGGUUAUCAUGAUUAA
Oncorhynchus masou masou (cherry salmon) is the source of this 5072-nucleotide messenger RNA. It is a transcript of the gene tacc1, whose product is annotated as transforming, acidic coiled-coil containing protein 1. Lineage: Eukaryota; Metazoa; Chordata; Actinopteri; Salmoniformes; Salmonidae. Gene Ontology annotation, biological process: mitotic spindle organization; cell population proliferation; cerebral cortex development. Gene Ontology annotation, cellular component: cytoplasm. The transcript is spliced from 14 exons. The coding region runs from base 480 to 3284 and encodes 934 amino acids. The record is from RefSeq and is a predicted model, not a curated record.